Molecule: messenger RNA, 804 nt
Organism: Microsporum canis CBS 113480
Lineage: Eukaryota; Fungi; Ascomycota; Eurotiomycetes; Onygenales; Arthrodermataceae
Product: 3-oxoacyl-[acyl-carrier-protein] reductase 1
Exons: 1
Coding region: 1-804 (267 amino acids)
Cellular component (GO): cytoplasm
Molecular function (GO): oxidoreductase activity, acting on the CH-OH group of donors, NAD or NADP as acceptor
Source: RefSeq, a predicted model, not a curated record
AUGUCUGCCAAAGAAGUUGUGUCUGCCAAAGUUGCCAUUGUCACUGGCGGUGCCGCCGGCGUCGGUCUUGCUAUCGCCUGGAUGCUUGCCCGCCGUGGCUACAUUGUCGUCGUGGGCGAUGUUGCCGUUGAGCAGGGCAAUGAAGCUGUCGCCGCCAUCAACAAGGAGCAUGGCGAGGGCACUGCCGUGUUCAUGGCCUGCGACCUGGCCAGGACGGACGACAUCCACAACCUGAUUGCUGAGACCGUCGCCAGGUUCUCGCGCUUCUCCGUGCUCAUCAACAACGCCGGCUACCUCCGCGCUCCCUUCCUUGCCAUCACCGCCGAGCACGUCAAGGACACGAUUGCCAUCAACCUGACCGCUCCGAUCUACGCUACGCAGCAGGCCAUCAAGUUCUGGAACGAGCACCCGGACAUCAAGGCUAACGUGGUCAGCAUCACCUCGUCUUCGUCCUUCAAGACGCAUGCCAGCAUCGCUGCCUACGGUGCUGCUAAGGCCGGUGCUGCCCAGUUUACUUUCGCCUGCCGCUCGUUCGGCCCUCGAAUCCGCGUCAACGCUGUGGCGCCGACUGCUAUUGCCACCGGCUUCGACAAGAACAUGUCCUUCCGCGUGCCCACCGACAGGUCAGGGCCUGGCUACACGCCCGAGGAGGACAUGAGAAACAUGGGCCUGGCCAGGCUGCAGCCCGAGCAGGUUGCGGAGGCUGCUAUGGAGUGCAUCGACGACGAGACGAGAAUCGGCACUGUCGCUUACCUGGACGCAACAGUCGGCCAGAGGGUUCACACCGGGUUCCUCGACCAGUAG